AUGCCGCGUCCGACGUGGCUCGGCGGCAGUAACAAGGGUGAAUCCACGCCCCUCGUCCCCGCGCUCGCGCGCGAAGACGUCGCGCGCGUCGACGGCGGUGACGUCGAGGAUGCACCGCCCGAGUCCAGACUCGGUCGUGAAUUCAUGAAAGUCGACGCCGCCAUGUCGCGCGUGCGCGAGGCGGUGCGCGGACCCGUCCUGCGCGUCGUCCUGGUGCUAUUGCUCGUCGCGACGAUCGCGGUGGCGAUCGAGAGCGAUCGAUUCGCCGCUGUCGCGCACGCGGCGAAGACGGUGAAGGGCGAGAGGGUGUUCGAGGACGACGCGAGCAAGCUGGCGACGGUGAACGCGUGCGAUCGGGCGUUCGUCGAUGCGAAGACGAGCGAUUGGAGCGAUAGAAAUGUAGCGAAUUCGUUGAGCGCGAGCGCGACGCUGGAGCGGGUGUUCGAGCGGGCGGCAGACGGCGCGUGCGUCGCGGCGCGGGGCGCGGAGCGGAGGACGACGUGCGUCGACGCUGAGGCGAUCGAGCGGUGCGCGACGGAUAUGGGAGUGGUUUUACACAGCGAAUCGAUUAGAAAUAGGUACGUUUUGGCGUCGGUGAUCGAAAAGGCGAAGAGGGAUGGGACCAAAUCCUUCGCGUACGUGGACGAGCGGGCGAACGCGACGGGUCCGCUCGGGUCGGCGGAUCGUCGAGCGCUCGGCGUUUUAUUGGACAGCGAUCGGUGGGGUGCGGUACGAUUAGCGUACAACGCCUCGAUCGCGAUGGCGACGACGGACGACGACGUCGCCGCGACGUGUCCGCAUCAGUGCAAGUGCGCCUUCGCCGACGGCAAGUUGUGCGAGCUCAGGACGGAUACGUGCGCGCUCGCCGACGACGCCUUUUUCGCCUUGCACGAGGACGCGUACGACCAGGUCUUACGCACGCUUCCGCACGCCGACGUCGGCGUGAGCGUGCUCGCGAACGUAUUCCCGCAGUGGAUCGUGGUCGACCCUCCGUUUGAGGUCGUACGACCCAGGCGACGGGCGCGAACCCAUCGCUCGAGCGCGCUCGGGCUCCCGCACGCGUGCGCCGAGCCGAGCGACGUCCCGGCGCCGGCGCCGCCCGCGCCCACGCUCGCGCCCAACGUCUCGAGCGCGCUCGGGAACGUCACCGAGCGCGAGCGCGUGAUAGCAUUCAACUCGACCGACCUCGCGAGCGUCGACGCCGCCUUGUAA
Molecule: messenger RNA, 1212 nt
Organism: Ostreococcus tauri
Lineage: Eukaryota; Viridiplantae; Chlorophyta; Mamiellophyceae; Mamiellales; Bathycoccaceae
Product: unnamed product
Exons: 1
Coding region: 1-1212 (403 amino acids)
Source: RefSeq, a predicted model, not a curated record